UGUCGGAGUGGUGAAGUUCGGUGUAGUGAAUGAUCUACUCGUGUCGUGUCUUUCCACUGGGCUGCGCUGCGAGUGUUUCUAUCAGCUGAUGCAUCUGGCGCCAAGCUGCUGUCGUGAGUGAGAUUCUACCCCAUGCCUGGAGAAGCUAAGCAAAUCUACAUUUUUCCUCGAAAACAUUGGAACAAUACAUUGAGCAAAGGUCACACUCCUUACUGGAAGAAUCAGAAAAAUUGUAGCAGAUCAUGAUACGAUUCGGCAGAGCUUCUUGUAUCAUCGUCAUACUUGUCACUGUCCACGCAACUCCUUUCGAGAGGGAGUUCCGCAGUGGAGGGUUCCCCAAGUUCCCGUUGGCAAGAGGAAAUCUGGAGCAAUGUGGAAGCCGCACUGUAUCUCACUUCGCCCAACGCAGUGGAAGUGCUGCUAUUGCCAAAAUUGUUGGGGGCUCCACUGCACCCUAUGGUGCUUACCCUUGGCAGGUAGAGAUCCAAGCCUUCCGGGCAGGUUCUCAUCGCUUUGAACACCACUGUGGAGGCGCUGUGGUUGGAGACAGACUGGUGCUGACUGCUGCACACUGCUUUGCAAACCUCGACUAUCCUGAGAAGAUCCGCCUGAUAGUCGGCAAGGUGAACUUGUCAGGCAGAGACAGGCAUGAGAGGACGUACAAGGCGGAGAAGAUAGUUAUACACCCUGACUUCAGGAAGGAUGGACCUCACAGCAAUGACAUUGCCAUUAUCAAAGUUCGUAGUUCCAGUGAAGGAGGGAUUCACUUCAACUCUCACGUCCAGCCCAUCUGCCUGCCCGAGACGUUCACUCAGAGGGUUGCCACCGGAGACUGGUGCACAGUCACUGGCUGGGGCGCUCAGAGCCAGGACGACCUGGAGAGUUUGUCGGAUGAGCUCCAAGCAGCCUCGGUCCCCGUCCUGGACCAGCACACCUGCCGUCAGAGUGACGUGUACGGCGGCCGAGACCAGAGCAUCCUGGACAGCAUGGUGUGUGCAGGAGUCCUGGAAGGAGGUGUGGACGCCUGCGGAGGAGAUUCCGGGGGUCCACUGGCAUGUCAGAUCAACGGAAAGUUCGUGUUGGCUGGCCUCGUAUCCUGGGGUGACGGUUGUGCUAAGAAGAAUCGUCCUGGUGUCUACACCCGUGUCAGUCACUUCACGCCUUGGAUACAGGAGACUAUGGCUAAGAUGGGGUUGUAGCCCCCACCACGAAAAAUUACCCCUCUUCCCCACCAAAGAUGAUCUUCAGUUAAGAUGAAUAGGAAUGUCUGCUCAUGUUCUUUUGGAAAUGAGACGAAAAGAAGAUAAUAUGUUGCUUUUAAACAGUGGAUUCUAAAACUGUCAAAACAUGGUCUCGAAAAGUGUUAGCCUACACCCAAACAUUUUAUUGGCUACUAAAUUUUAGGAAAAGGUAUGAUUAUACUAUUGGUUUUUAAAACAAAUUAAUUCGAGAAUCAAAUUACUUUCUGAACUCUGACAAUGGAAGUUGUCACAUUUAUUAAUAAAAGGUCAAAAAAUUGACUUUAUAACAGCUUAUAACUAUGAACAUUUUAUUUAAUUUUUUUUUCCAGAGACAAAAAUAAUUCCUAUUCAACUAAAAAUCAUAUUUUAAGUUCCUACAUUUUGUCUUAGAGACCUUAUUCUAUAGCACACCCAGUAUAACUGCAAACUAAUUAUUUCAGGAAAGGUAUCUACAGAUUUACUUUUCAAAACAACAUUUCCACAUAGGCUAUGCUAUGUCAACCUACACUGUAUUCCAAUGAGCCGUGAAUAAAUUAAAGUGAAUCUUAAAUAAAUGUAUAAAUAAGUUAAGACAAAGAACAUUCAUGCAAAAAGUAUUACGACACAAGUAAAACCAGACACGGCUGUGAUAGAUAGUUAAGUUGUGUGUACAGAAACUGUUGAUAUUAGUGAUUAGAUACUUUAUUUUUAUGUUUAACUGUGUAAAAAGUGCUUAAAGUUCCUGAAAUUACCUGUACAGUAGCAGUAGUUAAAUGAUAAAUAAGUUUAUUUGUGUUACCUAUGUUUAAGUUCAAUAUCACAUACUUAUUGUUUAUUUCAACGCAAACCUAAUCUAAUAACAUCACAAAACAAUAAUUCUCAUUCCUAAAAAAUAUGAUUUCCAAAUUAACAUAAUUGGGAAUAACCCAAUGUUUAAGACAUAAUGUGGUGUAAAUGUAAAGGAAGAAUCUUUUAGAAAGAAAUCUUUUUAUUGUGUAAAGCCAUUGCAAUAAUUCACUAAAUUAUGACAAACUCUUGUAGUUUUGGAGACCAUGUUAGAAGAUCAACAAACAAACCACUAAAAUAAAAAUUAAUAUUUUUUUACACACACACACACGCACACCACACCUUCAGAAAUUGUAUUUGUCAAGUGAUGUUUUGUCUAUAUUAAACAGAUUUUAUUAUUUUACAUUUUCUAACCACAUACUGCCUAUACAUUUUCUUAUUUGUCUACUCUGUACAUUUUUAUGCUUGUCAUCAGUGAUAUAAGAUAAAAGUUUUUUAAAGUGAUUCUUUGAUUUUUUUUAGUUUUAUAAACAAUUGAUUAAUUAGUGAACUAAAAAUAAAAGACAAUCGUUUUAUUUUGGCAUCUCAAAAAGGUGUCUGCACACCUUAUGACCUUGUACUUGGUUUUAAUGUUCCUAAAAAUUGUGUAAAUGUAUACCUUUUAGCCUUUAAAAACAUUUUUCAAAUUCUGUACAGUAAAAUGAAUUCUAUUAAUUAAGUACCCUUGUUAGUGUAAGUUAACCUAUAAUAAAAUAUUAA
Messenger RNA from Homalodisca vitripennis (glassy-winged sharpshooter), 2765 nucleotides. RefSeq names its product trypsin-1-like. Gene Ontology annotation, biological process: proteolysis. Lineage: Eukaryota; Metazoa; Arthropoda; Insecta; Hemiptera; Cicadellidae. Gene Ontology annotation, molecular function: serine-type endopeptidase activity. The record is from RefSeq and is a predicted model, not a curated record. The transcript is spliced from 8 exons. The coding region runs from base 243 to 1199 and encodes 318 amino acids.